AUGGAAGAAAGCCCCAAAUUCAAACCACAAACCCUCUCGCAGAGCAGCAGUCGAAGAAGACGAACCAGCACCGACUCCAACUCGCCCGAGUUCGAGUUCUGGAUGGUCCGGAACCCCUCCUGCCCUCAACCCAAUCUCCUCUCCGCAGAUGAACUCUUUGUUGAUGGCGUGCUCCUCCCUCUCCACCUCCUCCCCAACCAACCCGACCCACCUGACCCAAAUCCACAACCUAUCUCAGAACAGCCUGUUCCAGACUCAGAAACCGUCUCAGAACCAGCUGUUCCGGACCCAGAACCGGAACCCAGCCCAGGACCCGAGCUGUCAACCGCUCCAGUUCUAACCGCAUCGAAGCGUUGGAGGGACAUUUUUAAGAAGGGCGAGAAGAAAACCGUCAAAGGCGACGAGAAUGAUAAAGAGAAAGACAAGAAGAAAGAACGAAAGGGUGGAACCGGAGCGAGCUCGGCCGAGUUGAACAUCAAUAUAUGGCCUUUUUCACGCAGUAGAUCCGCCGGGAACGCGUAUACCCGACCCAAACCACCAUUCGGAUCCCCCGCAACCCGGAAGGUGAACAGCGCGCCGUGUUCAAGGAGCAACUCGACGGGCGAGUCGAAGUCGAGAAAAUGGCCUCCUGCAAGUCCGGGUCGGCCCGGAGUCCAUUUGGGUCGCAGCAGCCCGGUUUGGCAGGUCCGGCGCGGGAGCUCGGUGGCGGUAAAGAGCAGCUUGGAACCACAUGUUCGUAAUGCUGAAAAGGCGACCAAAAAGGAAGUGCCCGAGAGUCGCCGGAGUAAAAAUACCACCGUUGUCGCUGGCGCGGGUGGUGCGAAAGGCAGGGUCUUGAAUUUGAAUGUUCCGAUGUGCAUUGGGUACAGAAGCCAUUUGAGUUGUAGAAGUGACGAGAAUAGUGCUGUAGGUGUGGCCGGCGGUGGAGGCAGUGGCAGCAGAAACCGCGGUGGUGGCGGUGGUCACGGUGGAGAUAGUGGCGUCGGUGGUAAUCUUUUUAAUCUGCGCAGCCUUUUCACUAAGAAGGUGUAUUAA
Prunus armeniaca (apricot) is the source of this 1035-nucleotide messenger RNA. The record is from the annotation of a GenBank genome assembly. NCBI's taxonomy places the organism in Eukaryota, Viridiplantae, Streptophyta, Magnoliopsida, Rosales, Rosaceae.